This is a messenger RNA of Colletotrichum chrysophilum, 750 nucleotides long. RefSeq lists its product as uncharacterized. Bases 1 to 750 code for a protein of 249 amino acids. The transcript has 2 exons. NCBI's taxonomy places the organism in Eukaryota, Fungi, Ascomycota, Sordariomycetes, Glomerellales, Glomerellaceae. The record is from RefSeq and is a predicted model, not a curated record.
AUGACACGCAAGGCACCACAACCGUAUCAGGGGACGACACCAGGAAAGGAGACACACACCUGGAGCCCUCAGAUGACUCAAGAUGCAAGACUCACAGGCCGAAACUAUUUCCGAACCCUCAUCGUUCUAUGCGCGCUACUGCUCAGCAUUUCAAGAUGUGCCGGGAACUGCAUCCUCGAACACGCAAGCCCCAUUGUCCUGUCCAUGCCGGUCGAGACAGCAGCACCGUUUGAGAAAGACGACAACCCCUUGAAGUGGUACAUUGCCAUCGGCUUCGGCCAAAACCGCUGCGUGGGCUCCAUCUCUCCUUUCGCCUCGCCUCAGACGAAUCGGUCAGACCCCGCCGAGCUUCUUCAGCGCAUCGGGGACAAAUUCAAGUCUCGCGGUGACGGGAUAGCCACUUUUGACAAACACUACACCAUCUCACUCAAGUUGUCGGAGCCGGAGGUGCAGAACCAUCUCGAUACGGUGUGCACCCUGCUCAAGGUGCCUGGGGCCCGUGGGUUCAUCAGCUACUGGCCCGGCGAGGGUGGGAGUCUCAAGUACUCGAACUACGUCGGCGCUUUUGACGACGACACGCUGGUGAUGAUCUCCAAGCUGGCUGGGGUCCUCGAGAUUCUUCCGACUUUGGCUACGGGCGACAGGGAGAGCUGGGUGAAGGAGAUUGGGGCAGAUGCGGAGGAGGGCAAUGAUCUAGGUCAGGCUAUCAGAGAGAAGGUCGGGCAUGCUGCAGCGUGGUUGCGGUCUUGA